Messenger RNA from Anastrepha obliqua, 3970 nucleotides. RefSeq lists its product as uncharacterized. The record is from RefSeq and is a predicted model, not a curated record. Bases 786 to 3836 code for a protein of 1016 amino acids. NCBI's taxonomy places the organism in Eukaryota, Metazoa, Arthropoda, Insecta, Diptera, Tephritidae. The transcript is spliced from 10 exons.
UUGCACAGAGCGGAAAAGUGUGGAGAAUUUUGUUAAAACAAAAAAUAUAUGUAAAUAAAAAGCAGACAGCACUUUCUUAUAUUUACUACACCCUCACGCAUGCAUACAUAUGUGUGCGUGUAUGUAAGCAUUUACAUGUGGAAGGUGGGAAAUGCAUGGAGUGAAAUUUUGUUGAAGUGAAUUCAUAUGAAAUGUUUGUUUAGGCGAGUUAAUCUCAAAAGCGAAUUAACAGUGCGAAAAUUCUAAAGUGCUGAGGAACGGAAAAUGUGCGCGUUUUUGAGUGUUUGAAGCAAAACUUUUUGAAGAAAAAAAAAAACAAAAAAAGGAAAGUUACAUUAAAAAAUUAUCGUACUCUAUUUUCUUCCAUCAUACGUAACUAGAAGGAAAAUAUUAUAAAUCAGAAGCCAGAAAUACUAAGAAAUUUUGUGAAAUUCCGUAAAGCUUCAAAAAGUAAAAAAAAAAAACUUCCUCAAAUACUAGCAAACAUGAAAGAAAAAAUUCCAUGCAAAACAGAAUAAUGAAAAUGCAAUUAAAAUGUUAAAAACACAACAAAGUGUCAUUGCAUGUGCACCUCUUCAACCCCCAAACUACCGCGCUCCUUGUCAACAAUGUAUGCCAUCGGCCAGCGCAACGCCAUUUGCGCAAAGUGACGUCAAUUUCGAGCGCCGAAAACCAUUAAAAUUUCGUCAAUUAUUUAACAACACCGCCAUAACAACACUGGUGAGUUGUCUCACCUUCCACCGCUCCCUCGGUUAACUACCAAAAAAACAUUAUUUUCUGUCAACAUGUUGGCCGAAAAAGCAUUGCUGUCCGUAUUGGCUUUGUGGAUUGGCUGCUGCAACGCCGACUCUGGGCUGCCGCUUAUACAAAUAAGUCAUGAUGACGAUUUGGGCGACGACUAUCCAGAGAUGCGUGAAGAAGUACAUCUUGAGGACUUCUUUUGGACUGGCUCAGGUGACGGUCCACCCGACUACUUGAAGAAGGUGCAUACCGGGAUUAGCAAGGGGAAAGAUGUGAUUGUAAAGACGGAGACAGUUGUGGCAACAGUUUAUGUGGACGGCAAUAAUGAAAUUGAUAUACCGAUUUGCUUGGAUUGCCCACCAGAUGAUGGCGGCGGCACUUGGGGUGUUGCUGCAAUGCCUCCCCUCAACUAUUCAGCAACAGAUCGAAGAUAUUGGUUAUUGACAGUAAUGUCCGGGUUCUAUACACAAAAGGAUAAUCCGGUGUUGGAGGAGAAGUUGGCGCGUUUAUAUCGAUUAGCUUUUACGAGGCAACAGUCAAAGCAUUUAGGCAUCAAUGGCGCGCAGCAAAUCGCCGGCAUCGCAGUUUCAGCGGGCAGAAAUAGGCGUGGUCAUGACGAAGCCGGCAUACAACCGUUUGAGUCCACUACGCCGAAAGAUCUCGAUGACGAUGCUGAGUUGCUUGAAAUGACUGGUGGGGAUGUGCAAGCGAAUACUCGAUCCAUAAAACCAAAACGGAGUGGCAAUCGAAACACUGAGUGGGAAACAUCCUCUGAAGAAAAUGAGAGCGCCUUUUCUACCACGAACACAAGCACAACUGGAUUUAGUGAAUAUCAAAUGACAACAACAACAUUCGACAUAAAUACCACACGCGACGAAGACGUUAGUACAUCGCCUUUACCUUAUGUGACUAUAAUGGCAUGGGAGUUGAUACAGCAGGAAGCAAAGUCAGAGAAGCUGCAGAGUGUAGCGGCGCUCUUGGACACACCAAUACAAGCACAAAACCCGUUGCUACGUAGCGCACAAGUGCGUGUGAUUAUUCAUAACAUCACACGAAUGACAGAGGAGGAGUUGCAGAAGGGUCUGCACAGUGUGGGCACGUACGACGAGGAUGUCAAUGAGAAAAUCGAUGAACGCCCUAUUGCAAAUCAAACCGAACUUAUCUACUCCGUGUUCGUCAACGGGCGUCCAGUGCUGGCGGUAACAGCGGCCAACGACAUGAAGCUGGUGUCCGAAACCGAAGCAGCUAAUGUCAUUGGCCAGGAGGUGUACAUGAAAGCCGAGCCCUAUCUGCGCGAGCCGCAGGCUACACCAUUGGCGCCAGCAAUACACAGCGGCCAGUCGGGAUUCAUAGACACCAUACAGAAUAACACCGCCCUGGUGGUGGUCACUUCGGUUGCGUUUUUAUUGUUAUUGCUGCUACUCGUUGCCCUACUGCUAAUGGGACGUUCGCGUGUGCGCGAGAAACAGCGAUUAGAGGAGCAGAGAACGACUAGCCGCAACGAGCUACUCGCCGAAUUGCAGUCAGGCCGUGGUGCUUCCACUGAAACGGGUUUAGAUACAGGCCGUUCUACGGCGCCGUCCCGUGACGUUGGCGUACAGAACUUCUCAUUUGAGCACGAUGGCGUCCAGCGUACACGUGAGGCGCGCAUCAAUUUCCCAAGUCCACCAAUGGAUCGUGAAUAUCGUCGCGACUCGCUUACUUCUUCAGACAAUACAUCAGACUCUUCAGUUUACUGCCCCAUCAAUCCACCAGCACCCGAUGUUCAACGCAUACUCGACAACAAAGCGGCAACACUAUUCGAUAAGCAUCGCCGCAGACACCCGCAACAACAUGAAUACGAUCAAGCGGAGGGGCGCGAGCAUGCCAUCUAUACCACCGUCAUCACUGAGAAGAAACACGAUAAGACACGACGGAAGACCAAACGUCGUUACCUCUCCGAGAAUCGUGUGGGUUCGCUAGAGACUAGUCCACGUACGCAUCGCACCGCACAGUCGUCAGGCGAUGAAGUAGUGAGCGGCUCACUGGACGAGGACCAAUUGAGUAGCACUUAUGCGAAUUUGGAAAGAAGUGAAGCUUACAAUCCGCACAACAACUAUCAUCGCAAUAAAUUGUUGCAUCAGAAGAGCCUGUUUAGCGAUAAAGAUGGCGGCGAACAGUUGCCAGCCACAGAAGCUAUAAAUAAGGAAAUUAUACGUACGCUACAGCCAACCGAAAGGUCUUCCGAUACCGGCAGCAUUGGUUCAUUUCUAUCGAUGGCUUCUGUGAAAGCAUUUCCGAAAAAUUCACUGCCCCAACCGUUGAAUCGCGUAUUGGAUCCGGUAUUUGUUACAUACUACGAUAAUGUCGAAGACCCAGCCACAAGAAAACAGCCAUCCAACACACGUUCAAUGCAUAAACAGCAAAGUAGGCAUGACACGUUGGACGCAACGACCAUAGCGACUGUAGAGAAUUUCCCUACACCGAAGGCGCCGUCUUACACAAAUUUGCGCGCAUCACAAAGUGACAAUCCCGACCCGGGUGUUGUUGGUCCCAUAGUUUGGGAAAGACAUAAGAAACAAUUGAAUGAGGCUGCAGGUGCCGAUGAUGCGGACGAUAUGAUGUUGAGAUUCGGCGAAAAGUUCGGCAACAAUCCGGGAGCGAUAAGAAAUCAUUAUGAAGAUCUACUUGAAAGCGCCAUACAAAUGUAUUCCAGUCAGGAUGACCUACCGACACCUUUGCCAACGCGUGACUUCAGCAACAAACGCAAGCCGACUAAGAGGGAGAAUCGCGGCUCAUCGGCCGGUGUAUCAAGCUUUGCAGCCCGCCUUCGCAAUGCUGAAGCUCGUCCAGCUACUGCCCAACCAGCGAAAACCACGAAAUCCAAUCAGUCCACUCAGCCGCCCUCGCCCGCUAGCGGCGCUUGGGGUGGCAGUCUUCACGGCUCACAUUCACCACUCACUCGUCCAUUGAGUGCGGGACCCUUCCAGCGCUCGGAAACAUUUCAGGUAGUUGGUCCACCCAGAGUGGCACCCAAGCGUCCAGAUGUGUCAGCGGAACCACUCAUCGAGGCAAUUGAAAGCGAAUUGCGUAGAUUUAAGGAUGAACAGCACUAAAGGGUUUGGAGUCUAUGCCACUUGGAAAUACUUAUACAUAGAUAUGAUAUUAACUGUCAAAAGCAUUGCACAGACUUAAUUUAUAAGUUUUUUUUUUUGUUUUUUUUUUUUUUUGUUUUAUUUCAAGUGUACGU